Molecule: messenger RNA, 1255 nt
Organism: Thalassophryne amazonica
Lineage: Eukaryota; Metazoa; Chordata; Actinopteri; Batrachoidiformes; Batrachoididae
Gene: mthfd1a
Product: methylenetetrahydrofolate dehydrogenase (NADP+ dependent) 1a, methenyltetrahydrofolate cyclohydrolase, formyltetrahydrofolate synthetase
Exons: 12
Coding region: 156-1124 (322 amino acids)
Biological process (GO): tetrahydrofolate interconversion
Cellular component (GO): cytosol
Molecular function (GO): methenyltetrahydrofolate cyclohydrolase activity; methylenetetrahydrofolate dehydrogenase (NADP+) activity
Source: RefSeq, a predicted model, not a curated record
CAGCAGGUUGAUCUAACUGUUGUUGUUGGAUGAGUUUUGAUUGACAGGCUGAUCCUUGCCUGCUCCUCACUUUUGUCCUGAACGGCAUUCCGUAUACUCCCCAACCUCUCCGUCUGCCAGCUGUGCGUCAGUCUGCGUCCGUUCGCCGCUCAGUCAUGUUGUCCUCGGCCGCCCUUUUGCUUCGUCUCACAGUGUCUGGCUGCCAUGGAGGAAGACGAUCGGUGGCAACCAAUAUCUCUGGCAACAAAACAGCCAAACUGGUGAGGGAACGGCUGAAGCAGGAAGUGGAGACGAUGAAAAAUCAAUUCUCAGGUUUUAGACCGAGCCUGGUGGUCCUACAGGUUGGAGACAGAGACGAUUCAAACCUGUAUAUCAGCACCAAACUGAAGGCUGCAGCCGAGAUUGGAAUCAAUGCCAAACACGUGAGGUUACCGAACACGGCCACGCAGAUGGAGGUCCUGAAGGCCAUCCAGUGCGUGAAUGAGGAUGUGUCUGUUCACGGUCUGAUCGUCCAGCUUCCUGUGGACUCCAUCAGCACCAUCAACACUGAACUCAUUACCAACACGGUCACUCCAAACAAAGACGUUGACGGUCUGAGUUGUGUUAACGCGGGGAAGCUGUCUCGCGGUGACCUCGGGGAUUGUUUCAUCCCGUGUACUCCAAAUGGCUGCAUGGAGCUCAUCAGACAAACAGGCGUGGCAGUGGCAGGAAAGCAUGCGGUGGUGAUUGGUCGGAGUAAAAUCGUUGGCGCACCAAUGCAUGACCUAUUGCUGUGGAACCACGCAACUGUGACGACCUGUCACUCCAAAACACGGGACCUACCUGAGCAGGUGGGCAGAGCGGACAUCCUGGUGGUGGGAGCAGGCAGGGCGGAGAUGGUGAGAGGAGAAUGGGUGAAAGAUGGAGCACUCGUCAUCGACUGUGGUAUCAAUUACAUCCCAGAUGAGACGAGGCCCAGUGGGAAGAGGGUGGUUGGAGACGUCCACUACGCCACGGCUCGGGAGCGAGCAGGAUACAUCACGCCCGUCCCGGGAGGGGUUGGACCGAUGACGGUGGCCAUGCUGAUGCAGAACACGGUUCAGAGCGCACGCCGUUUCCUUGACAACAGUCAACCUGGAGGGUGAAAAUAUCUUCCAAGAGGACAAACAUUUCAAAGUUUGUGUUUAGAGAUUAGAGGAUCACUGUGAGUCACCUGACACGUCCUUACUGGCUCCACCCCUUCAGACUGCCUGGUUUUAAUAAAACUCUUCCACAG